Calliphora vicina (urban bluebottle blowfly) is the source of this 1647-nucleotide messenger RNA. RefSeq names its product 26S proteasome non-ATPase regulatory subunit 5. Gene Ontology annotation, biological process: proteasome assembly. Bases 47 to 1552 code for a protein of 501 amino acids. Gene Ontology annotation, cellular component: cytosol. The transcript has 3 exons. The record is from RefSeq and is a predicted model, not a curated record. NCBI's taxonomy places the organism in Eukaryota, Metazoa, Arthropoda, Insecta, Diptera, Calliphoridae.
UUUAAUAUUGUUAAUCAUAUAAAUAUAAACAAUAACAAAAAUAACAAUGACUGAAGAGUGGUGUUCUGAAAAACUAGAAAAACUUAAGAUAAAAGAAAAUCGUUUAUCUACAUUGGCAGAAAUACGCGGGCGUCUCAACGGAACUCCCAAUUUGGAAACUAAAGUUACAAAUCGUUUGUUAAGUUCUUCAGAAAUUUAUGAUUGCAUAGAGGAAGAUGGACAAGACAGUGAUGGUACCAUCAGUGCAGAACCCCUAGAUUUAGUCAGUGAUAUUUUGUCUAUAUGUAUGGCGAAUUUAACUUUAAGGCAGAACGAUUUGCCACAUUUGUUGCAUAGAGCUUUGUUGCACAAACGUGCCCAUAUUAGAGCUCUAGCUCUGAAUGCCAUACUAAAGGAACUUCAAAAACAAAUUGGAGAUGAUACUUUGAGUGAUGCGAUUUCGGAUGAACUUUUGAGUCACAUUUUAAGUGCACUGAAAGAUCCAGAAACUCAACUGGGAAGUCCGGCUUUAGCCAUUUUGUCAUUGGUUUUAGAAGGCCGUUUACAGGAACAGUUUGUUAAAGACUCGCUUUUGGAUGCGCUCAAAAAGAACGAAGUUAUAAAAUGUCGCGUUUAUGAAUUGGCUGUAAAUUUGGGAAAACGAUCAGCUGCCACUUUGGAAAAAGUGGAAUUUAUACUUGAUCAUGCAUUGGUUGAACUUGACAAUGAUGACAUAUUGUUGCAAGUCAAUGUGUUGGAAAUACUUGUCUCCCUAGCGGAACAAAAUCAUGGUCUUCUAUAUUUAGAGAAACGACAAGUAUUUGAUGUGAUUGCAAAACGAGUUGAAGAAAUGGAACAGAAUCCACUUGAUCGCCUGUUGAUUCCAGGUAUUAUGAAAUUCUUUGGAAAAAUAUCCAGUGUUCAGCCACAAAAAAUUAUCACUGGUUAUCCUCACAUUAUACGCUGUCUUUUUGAAUGUAUAAACUCGGGUGACACUUCCAUUUUGCCAGCAGCAUUUGAUACAUUGGCAAAUCUAACACAAAAUCCCCAAGGAAUUCUUCUACUGCAACAGUAUUACAGUACGGCAAUGAAAGAUGUAUUUGAAAAUUAUUCUUCUUAUUUGCGAAAUUUGCCAACAGAUUUAAAAAAUCGCGCAUUUAAUAGUUUGGAACAUAUAUUCACAUUUAAUUCUAAAAUAUUAGAAAUUAGUUCCAUACUACAUUGUUGGUUUAAUUAUUUAAACGAUGGCUCGAAUAAUAUGCAAUUUCUAAUGGACUUUUGCCGCAAUCCAUUCCCUGACAUAAAAAUAUCUACACUUAAUUUAAUCCGUUCUCUAUGUAUGUAUCCGUGGGGUAUUGAUGCACUUAAAAAUACAGCUGGAUUUCUGGAGUAUUUACUUGAUCGCAAAGUGGAGUUUGACAAAGAUGCCAAAUUUGCAAAAUUCAGUCUCAUCAAGUUGUUGGCCGAUAGCAGCGCUUUCGAUGUUCAAACCAAUAUACAAUUGCGCACAUACGUAAAUGAAGGUCCCUAUUAUGUGCAGAGCAUAAUGGACGUUGCCGUGGAGGGAAAUUAAUAUGAAUUGUUAUUUCAUUUACUGUAGAUUUAGUACUUUUACUAUAUUUUUAUAACAUAACUAUUUUUACAAUAUAAAAAAAUUGUAAAACAAAA